GUGGCCGGGCGGUGUCUCGCGAGAGUCGUGUGGCGGUAGUGGUCUCGCGUGGCUGCGGCCCGCUCCGCGCCCGCCCCCGGGUGCUUGGGCCGACGGCGGCGGCGCCGAGCAGAGCCGAUCGCCGCUCCCCGCUCCGGCGGUGCCGAAAUGGGUCUGCUUUCAGAAGAUGCAAUGCAUUAGAUGUGGUGCUUGGAACAGGAUUAGUCAUGGCAUCAGAACUAUGUAAAACAAUAUCUGAGGCAAAGCUGGAAAGGCACAAGAACUUGUUCUUAAAUUACCGAAAUCUCCAUCAAUUUCCUUUGGAGUUACUGAAAGAUGAGGGGCUGCAGUACUUGGAGAGACUUUAUAUGAAAAGAAAUUCCCUGACCACAUUGCCAGAAAACCUUGCACAGAAGCUUCCAAACCUCGUGGAAUUGUACCUUCAUUCAAAUAACAUAGUUGUUGUACCUGAAGCCAUUGGCUCCCUCGUUAAACUGCAGUUUCUGGACCUAAGUGAUAAUGCCCUCGAAAUUGUGUGUCCAGAGAUUGGCCGCCUGAGAUCUUUACGUCAUCUUCGCUUGGCUAACAACCAGCUGAAAUAUUUACCUGCAGAGGUUGGAGACCUGAGGGAGCUGCAAACACUGGACAUUUCAACCAAUCGUUUGAUAACGUUACCUGAAAGGCUACAUAUGUGCCUUUCACUGCAGUACUUGACCGCAGACCGAAACCACCUGUGGUAUGUUCCCCGCCACCUGUGCCAACUACCAAGCCUCAAUGAGCUCUCCAUGGCUGGAAACCGCCUUGCAUUUUUGCCACUUGAUUUAGGUCGUUCUCGGGAGCUGCAAUAUGUUUAUGUGGAUAACAAUAUUCAUCUGAAAGGCCUCCCAUCUUAUCUGUAUAAUAAAGUCAUUGGUUGCAGUGGUUGUGGUUCUCCAAUUCAAGUUUCAGAGGUGAAACUGCUCUCUUUUUCAUCGGGCCAGUUAACUGUGUUCCUGCCAGCAGAGGUGAAAUCUAUAGGGACAGAAACAGAUCAUGUGCUACCUUUGCAAGAACUGGCCAUGAGGACCCUCUAUAACACCUACUACAGGUUUUUAAAAGUUCCAAGGGUGCUGUUAAAUACUUGGCGGCUGCUAGAUUUGAAUUUUCUGACUCCAAUCUCCCUACCCAAAAGCCUCUUGGAAUUGCUGCACUGUCCCUUGGGACACUGCCACCGCUGCAGCCAGCCUAUGUUUACCAUUGUCUACCCAAAGCUCUUUCCCUUGAGGGAAACUCCAAUGGCAGGAUUGCAUCAAGGGAGGACAACUGUUAGUUUUGUGGCAUACUGCUGCUCCACCCAGUGUCUGCAGACUUUUGACCUACUGAGUUGAUAAACAUUUAAAACUACUCAGGAGUGCUGCCAGUUUAAAGCUGCAUUAGACGUCGUAUCCCAUUGGUACUGGAAUACUCUGUGUGUGCGUGUGUGCCAAAGCAGCAGAAGUGCCCAGUUGGAAGCACUAAGAGGCACUUAAAUCCUGCCCUAUCAAAUUUGGAUGAACUGCAGAAACUUUUCGGAAGUGUAAAUACCAAGCUUUUAAAAGUAUUAACUUCUCUUUCCUCUAAGAUAGCAUACAAACCAAACAAAUUCACAAGCUCUAACUUGAGGAUUUCCAGUAUUUUUUCAAAUGUGGCUGUCUUCAGGUUAACCCGUUGCAUCAUUUGAGGCAGUUUUCAUUCCCCUAACGGGGAAAAAAAAAUUUCAGUUGUGACAAAUGAGUUUUCACUUACACCUCUCCCUCCCCCCAUCCUCUUUACCCCUACGGCUGGAUUAAGGUGUAUAAAUCUAAGCCUACAGAAACCAUUGAUGGAUCCCAGUGACUUUCCCAUAGAAUUUAGCUUUAUUUUCUUCCUCUCAUCUCAAUAUUUCCCCCCCAGUUGUAUACCAAGUCUUUUACAGUUAGCUGUGGUAUUUAAAUCCACGUAUUAAAAGCAGAUCUUCCUUUCUGGUAUCAUUAGAAGCCACACUGAUUUAAUUGGAGUAACUAGGAUAUGUCUGGAGACUAAAGAUCCUGUUUCAGUAAAGAAGGCUGGUACUGAUGCCUACACAAAGUGGUCUUGCUCCAGCAUGUUUGCAGGUGUGUUUUCUUUAUUUUCAUCUUUCGAGUUUUUUAUUUUUAAAAACACUUCCCCUUUUGUUUCUUUGAGUUCUUCAGGAAGAAGACAACUUUAACUAUCAAUUUCACUUGAAAAAAACCUAGUAAUAUGAUAGUAAAUAUUUAUCUAUAUUUAUUAUAUUUUUACAAUUGCGGACUGUAGAUCUGCAAAGAGUUGGUCUUCAUCUUUUUCUAGAUUCAGCAUUUGGCUGAUUUGUGAAAGUGUGUCAGUGAAGUGUGUGCCUCGAAGAAGGCUGGAAAUCCAGGGGGAGGUAUGUGUAUCUCCAUGCAUAGGUAUAUAUGCAUACAUAGAUAUCUUCACAGAAGGGCUGUAACAUUUGUUUUUGUAUAUUAAUGGUAGAUUUAGCACAAAUUUCCACUCACUAUCAUAUUUGUGGGAAUCAUUUUUUGUUAGAUCUUAUUCAUUUUAAAUAAAGGACAAAGGAUGGAAAAAAGAUCCAAAAUGCCUGCAUGACUUAAAAUUUUAAUUUUACACUGAAACAGUUUAUACAAAAUUAGCCCCUCUUGACUUGUUUUGGAAUAUAUUUUUUUUUUUUAAUAUAAUGUCUUCUUUUUUUUUUUACUUUAUAUUUCUUAGGUAUAAACUACUUGUUGAUUUAGCACAGUGUACUACUCUGUGCAGUAGGUAGUUACAAGCUGAAAUAGAUAUGAAUGAAACAGUUUGUUAUAAAAAUGGCAAGAUAAAGAGACUUAUUUGGUAGUAUAUUAGCAUAUGUUGUGGUGAGGUGUGCAUACUUCGAAGGGAGGAGGCAGUAAAACGUUUUCCUUUUGCCAAAGAAGCAUUUGUUCCUGCUGCAGGCUUCCUGGCAUCUCUUCAAUAAAUAGAGUAUCUUAAGAGCUUAAAAGAGUACCGAAAAGGCAGUUUUGAGGGUGGAAUUUUUAGGUUGUGCGUGUUACUUGUAAAAGCGUUGCUGGUUUUAUUGGGUUGGUUUUAGAGAGUUGAAUUAACAUUAAGAAAUGUAGAACUUAAUCCUCCAGGAAUGCAAGUAUCAUCUACUGUUUAAGAAUUGUGAAACUUUCUAAAAUAAAUCCUAUUUAUUAAAUGUGCUUUGCAGUAGGGGAAAGAGCCAUGUCCAAGCAAACUUUGUACUAUUGGAUUUCUGACUCUCUCAUUUCACUAAUUUGUUUCAACGUUGGUAUCCCCAACAGGCAUUCCCACCCAGUGGGGUUUACCACUGAAGCAGCAAAAUUAAUCUUCAGCUUUUUUCUUUUCUUUCAGUACUACAUAGUUGAGAUGUAAAUUGCCCGUGUAUUAUACCUAAUCCAAAAUGUGCAAGUGUAGUACAGAAUCCAUUUUUUUAAAUGGAUGAUAAGAGAACUAUGGUAGUGUUACAAAUAUUAAUUUUUCAUACAAUACUCUGAUCAGGAAUUUUCAGUAUUACUUUUACUGUGGCUUCCUCUGUCUUUGAAGAUGUUUUGUUGGAAGUUUAUUUGUCCUCUUUUCAUAGCAACUUACAGACUUUUAAAACACAGUUUAUUUCUGAAUUCAGUCUGUAAAUAUUAUUUUGGAGUUAAAUCUUUUGAUCAGUUAAAAGGCGGUGGGUUUUUUUUAUUAGGAGUCAGACAGUAAGAGUGGAGCUUGAUUUUUUUUUUAAAUUAUUUUUUACUUUCUUCUUGCCAUAAUUAAUUGGUUUUUAUUGAGCUCAUCAGUCUCUUUAUUAUUGUCUAGAAGUGCAGUUUAGAAGAAAUUCUAGUCUGUUCUGUAAGCAGGAUGAAUCUUAACUAACAUUUUAAUAGAUGAUAUUUCAAGAAUGGAAUGUUCAAUGAAUAAAUGACUUAAACACGCAAUUGAAGCUGAAAUGUCAUACCCUAUUUUUAUAAACCAAGGAAGACAAAAGCCAAUAUAUAGACUGAAAAUGCAGCUUAAAUUCAUGUUUCUCUGAUGUUUUUUGGAUACAAACAGUGUUUGUAUUCAUCUGUAUCUUUGGGUGAUAUUGUUCUAGAUUAAAAUAACUCCAUUCUCACUUGUCCAAAUUUUUAAGCUGUUCUACUGUAAGAGUAUUUCAUAACCAGCUAACAUGAGAGCCAGCUAUGCAAGUUGCAGAGGGGAGAGCGAGCUUGUUGCUGAUUGAACUGUGCAUCACUUGUUUUUCAAUAUGAGGUGUCAUAAUACUUGGACUUCUCUUUAAUGCGUUUAUUUCUAGGUACUUUUUGAUUACUUGCUCUUGUUUGUCAGGUUAGUUCACAAUGAGAUAAAUUUUUCCUUGUACUGCAAAAAAUCUGGUUCCAGCAGUUGGAAAAAAUUACCAAUUUUUAAGGGGUUUUUUGUCAUGAAAGUAGAUCUUUACUUAAGGUGGGAGCAGGAGAAGUUUCUGGGGUUUUUUUCCUCGGCAUUAUAAAGAGAAAAGUGCAGGAGAGAAAUGAGAGAAAAUAAGUCUUUAACCCAUUGAUAUUGCUAUAAAAUUUUUCUGAGUAAAGAUUAACUCCUAAUGUGGUUAGGGAGCACAGGCAUAAUUUUUGUUUAUGUUGUGAUAACAGGCACCAUGUUAAUAAAAUUGGGACCCUACUGCUUAUAGAGAUAACUUUUUGUUCUGCUAUAAAGGAAACAGGAAUCUCUAGCUUCGUUUAAAAAUACUAUAUGAGUGGUUUUACUAUGGACACUGUUACAUGUGGAGCACUGUUCUUGGGAACCUUCCUGUUACUCCCCUGAAGGAUCAGAAAUACAAAUGUCCUUUCCUGUGCGAAGAACAAGGUCUAAUAUCAAGAAGUGCGUAUUUUUCUGAUUUGGCCUGAUGCUUCUCUUGAGCUCUUACUGAAGUUCAUUACAAACCUUUUAUUUACUUCGUUGCGGUGACGUUAAGAUCUUACACGGAGCGGAGCAGAGCAGAGAUGUUCGUUUCCAAGUUCGCUUCUAAUUCUUAUAUAUCGAAUUCUGCUGAAUCCCUUUUUCUGGCAUGAAGGGAGGACAAGACUGUUCUAACACCCGUGUGGUAACAGCAUGUCAGGUUUUACUGACAUCACAGCCAAGUUGAAGACUGGAGAGUGACAAACCUUUCACUAGAGAGGAUGACUUUUUUUUUUGAAGGCCACUGCGGCCCCAUCAGAGUACCACUGAUAACAGAAGAACUUUUGCCUUGAUGUCAGUGGAGGACAGAUCAAGUUUUAAUUGAUGAGAGAGAAGAAUGUGUUUUCCCGUCUUUGUACUUCUUGCAAAAACUGCGGCAAUGACACUGAAGUCCAUGCCUGCUGCUAGGCAGCCUCUGUGUGCAGCUGAACUUAGUAAUUCCAAGAUGUAACUAUCUUUGCCUCUUACCUCCCUCUUAAUACUACUCACGUUGUUGCAAAAUGUUAUAGUUAACUUGUGAUGGAAGAGGCUGAGUAAAUUGAAUCCAGAGUUUUUAUUACUUUUUGUAUUACAGACAUAUUUUGUAAGAGACCAAAGGUCUGGUGGAAAGAAAUGGCAAGGUUCAUGUGACGUCUUCAUUGCUUUUGCUUUUAUGUGCCCUUCUUUGGAUUACAACUUGAACUUGGAUUGCAACUGAGUUCAUUCUGUGUCUGUUGAAAGCAUAUGUGUAUUGCUUUUUUGCUCUGUACUAACCAAAUGUUACUUAGUGUGAAGGUGAGAUUGCUAGAUGUUUUAUUUAAAGUUAGUGGUGCAAUUUAUUGUAUGUGCUUGUUAAUAAACUAUAUUUUUUGAUAGAAUUACAGUCCAUUAAAGUUAACUAAAUUUGUGCUCCUGGGCCUAUUAAGCUAUGUUAGGAUGUAGCAUUUAAUUUACAUUUCAGUUAAUUUGCAUAGUAAUUAGCUAGUAAGUCUCUUGUCCCAAGGCUGAAGAGGUGGGGUGAAGACACUUCUUAAAACACUACCAAGCCCAAAACACCGCUUCAAUUCACUUAAUGCCUUUGUCUCAGACAAUGUAGUUCACCAGAUCUUGCAUAAUAGGAACAAAACCCAUAUGGAAACAUUACACCCUUCUAUGGAUUGGUCAAAAGAAAAAUAACUUUGAAUAGGGCUGUAUUAAGUGCUACCCUGAUAGUCCAUAGAUGUGGCUGUGGUUCAUGUAUUAUUUACUAAGCAGCAUUCAGCAGCUUUUUUCCCCCUCAUCUAACAGAUACCAUAGGAACAAGGUUGCCAAAAAGAAGUAGAAAUUAAGCAUCUGUUUUUCCAGUUAUUUCACUCCUUGCUGUGCAGCAUUUUGCUUCAAAGCUGCUACCCUGUAUCUGUUCUGAUGAGUUCGAGUGAGAUGCUGUCUGAAUUAUUGCACAUGUAUUGGGUGAAUACUAGCAUAUCCAUUAUUAAAUGACACCUAUGUUGGUCAAGGUGACUCUGAACAUCAGUUACAAUGGAUGUCUUGGAGGGUUUAGAUACCAUUCAGACUUCCUUGAUGCUUGUUUGCUAGUAAGUUUACGAUGACUUGCCUUUUUAAUAUUUUACAAAUGACAACAUGAAUUUUCCUACCCUUGCAAUGUAGGUAACCUCUGAUGCAAGGCAGCAGGAGGAGGAUGCAAGUUCCUAAAGUGAGAUUGCAGGGGGCAGGGUGGAGAACAACCCUUAACCUAUAACUUUUAGCGACUGCUGCUCUGUCCCUUGUGAAUUAGAAAGAAACAAACGGGAGAGCUUAACAUCCUUUUCCUUUGCAAUUAAAAGUACUUGGCAUAAAUGCAAGCUAAGUGGAAACUUCAGUGGCUGAAUAAUGCUAUUGUAUGCAGGAAAUGAGAGGAGCUGAGAUCUCAUUUGGAAAGGCACUACAUGUUUUGUGACUUUGAAGCCAAGAUUUAGGGCUGUUCUGUGUGGUGACAUUUUGGGAACUUGAGAGCCAAAUUGAACCGCUGCAUCUGCAUCCCCCAACUUUAGUGAUCACUUAAUAAUUACAGUAGAGCCCUCUAUUCUGCACUUGAAGAAUACCUACUGGUAUUGUAGCUGGCUCAGGAGCCUGGGAGCAGCCAUUUAUAACUAUGAGGUUUGUGUCUGCUACUUCAGCAAGAAAGAGCAAGAUUGACCGAAUGCUUUCUUUAGCUUUUGACAUUUUAAAUAAUGAAAUCCUCAUAGCAUGCUUUUUCAGCACCCAUUAUGCCCUUGAGAUGUCUCCCGCUCCCAGGCAACAGACCUUGACACAUCUGUGAGAGAUCUUGAGUCUCAAGCAUGAAAGCAGUUCUGUUGUUGGAGGUGCUGAAGUGAUUUGACUUUCUGAUGAUGCCUUCCAAGUGGCAAUCAAGGGCUAAUUUCUCAAGUACCCUGAUGCUCUUUUGUAUGUUCAUGAGGAAUGUAAAUAUUGACUGGCUCUUUCUGUCAAAGAAAGCUGUCAGUCACGGAUGCCUGUUCUGUUGCUAAAUAUGGCUACAGCCACAGUAUGAGGACCAGUGCCUUAAAGGUGUUCUCCUGUCAUUUUCUGUGAACCUCAGGAAGUUACGAGAUUUACAUUUUUUUCUUCAGAUCAAUUGAGAAAGCUUUCUUGUAAUGAAAAAUGCAAUACUGAGUUUGUUUAUUGAUUGGUACUAUGAAUGUUCUCUAAGUGCACUAUUAUAACAGCAAAUCAAGCUAUUCUAGUAAGAAAGCAAAGAACGCAUUGUUAAAUUCCAUUUUGGUGCAGGUAAGGUCCCCUGGAAAGCUAGUGUUUUGUUUAAGAAUGAGAAACAGUUAAGGCACAUAAUUCAUGAUAAAAUGGAGAUAUGGUCUGAAGAUGCUGAUGACAUUGCCUAGAUCUUACGAAAAAAUAUGUUUAAAAAGAUAAGUGUUCCUUCUAGGGGCAAGUACUAACUAAUGGUGGUAUAAAAUGUGCCCCAUUCUGCUUUUGUUGAUCUACGUUCUGGCUCCUGUAAUUCUGUACCUGUAGCUAUUAUAUCAAUCUUACUAGGUUUCCUUUAUACUUCAGAGUUUUAACCAUAGAUUUUUAUUGUUAAACCAAUUAAAAAAAUGAAGCUGAA
Molecule: messenger RNA, 7993 nt
Organism: Aquila chrysaetos chrysaetos
Lineage: Eukaryota; Metazoa; Chordata; Aves; Accipitriformes; Accipitridae
Gene: LRRC28
Product: leucine rich repeat containing 28
Exons: 11
Coding region: 207-1346 (379 amino acids)
Molecular function (GO): protein binding
Source: RefSeq, a predicted model, not a curated record